UGGUGGCUUAUACAUGGGCUACCUAAACCCUCCGUCACCCGCGUGUAUCCCAGUAUAGGAGCCAAUAACGUACAAUCAUUGGUGGUUAUGACCGAGCUGUGAAAAGAAAAAAAAGAAAAAGAGAAAAAGAAGAAAAAAACGGAAAAAGAAAUGUCAAAGUCCCGUAAACUCGGGAGAUAGGAAUUAGGGGGUCAAUCCCCUCCUCCUCUUUGCAGCUACAUGCAUCCCGGGUACCGCGGUAGGCCAAAUCGAUGGCUAAGCGCAGCUAGUCGGACUGGAGUUAUUGCUUAUUACUUUCCAGCUUUCGUAUCUGGCCAGUCCUAUAUCGAUAGAUUGGGCUUUUUGUUGAAAUCCAUCCGUUUCAUCACAGAUAACGGAGUACCAUGGGCAGGGCAGAAACGGCAAACCCAAAUCAUUGUGUGGGGGGGCAAGGGAAGAAGGAACAUCAACAGCACUGGCAUCACAUCCAGUUCCUGCAUCGUGUGUUACACCCGUCUCUACCGUGACCCAGCAACCGUCGCCUCCCGCCUCCCGUCCCUUCCCCCCCUCGUCGCCUCGCCUCGAGAAAAAAAAAGGGCUUCUUGCCUGACGGAGGAUACACACAUAUGUAUGUAUGUACUUAUCGCCAACCCAAGAUCGAAUGUGCAGGUGCAGGUGCAGGAACCAAAAGGUGCAGCCAGCCUCAAAAGUCACAUUACCUUACCUAUCCGUCUCCCGCAACACUCAGCGAAGAGGCGAAGGCGGGCUAAGCGCUGCCUCCUGCGGGUAUCCAUAUCCUACAUCCCACCGAUAUCCUACAUCCCGCAUUCACACACACUCACUGCCACUGUCCCACUGCUGUGGCUCGGCCGGGAAGAGGUUGUCACCGACGCUGUCACGCUACGUCAACUUUCCUGCGGCCGGUGUGAAGGACGGGGACGAAUAAUGGAUGGAUAUAUGGAUGGAUGGAUAUAUGGAUGGAUGGAUAUAUGGAUGGAUGGAUAUAUGGAUGGAUGGAUAUAUGGAUGGAUGGAUGGAUGGAUGCUCCCUGGGCUCUAAAAGGCUCUGGGCAUUGGGCUUUCGGGUCUAGACUGUGGACUCUGAACUGAACUGGACUGGACUGAACUUGACUCUGUCCUCUGUCCUCUGAACUCUGGACUCUUCUGAGUGCUGCAUGGGAGUACCUCUAGCAU
Neurospora tetraspora is the source of this 1172-nucleotide messenger RNA. RefSeq lists its product as uncharacterized. NCBI's taxonomy places the organism in Eukaryota, Fungi, Ascomycota, Sordariomycetes, Sordariales, Sordariaceae. The record is from RefSeq and is a predicted model, not a curated record. The transcript has 2 exons. Bases 220 to 1038 code for a protein of 272 amino acids.